This is a messenger RNA of Stegostoma tigrinum, 1506 nucleotides long. RefSeq names its product sialoadhesin-like. The annotation marks the transcript as partial. The record is from RefSeq and is a predicted model, not a curated record. The transcript is spliced from 8 exons. NCBI's taxonomy places the organism in Eukaryota, Metazoa, Chordata, Chondrichthyes, Orectolobiformes, Stegostomatidae.
GCUGUGAAGGUUCCCUGGAAUGCCUUGGCAGUAAGCGGGUCAAUUGUGGAGAUCCCAUGUAUGUUUGAUUACCCCACCAGUGGCAGAAAUCCACGGGUUCUCUGGUUAAAAGGAGAUUCCAAACCAAGAGCCCCAGGGGUUAGUAUUAUCUACAGUGGCCGAGAUCCAGUCAGUGUGAACCAUGAAUAUGAAGGGAGAACAGAAUUGAGUGGGAACCUGACAAAGAAACAAUGUUCAUUACUGAUAAAACAUGUCAGGAAGAGAGAUGAAGGAGAGUAUUAUAUCAAGGUGAAGAUUACUAACAACAGGAAUGCAUCAGAUUCCUACUCCAACAGUAUUCCUGUAUCUCUCCGUGUUCUGGAGAAGCCUCAAAUCGCAGCAUCUAGCAGGAACAAUUUUGAGAAUUCCUGGACUCUUUUAUCAACUUUCUCCUUCACUCCAUCCGCUGACCAUCAUGGACAGACCCUGAUCUAUGAGCUUAUAAAGGCUGAUGGAGUGGUGACUGGUCAACAAACUCUUAGACUGGAUGUAAAAUAUGAACCCAUUUUAGUCAUUGGUCUGAACUGCACCAGUUCCAGGAAUGAGGCUUCUUGUACCUGCAUCGUCAAAGCCAAUCCUCCAGUCACCAUCACAUGGAACAUCAGUGGGAAAAACAUCACGGGGAACACUUCCGAUGUUACAGUCUAUUCCUGGGCAGUGAAUAACGGCCUGAUUCAGAGCUCGCUAACACUGACUCACCUAAGUGGAUCUGAAGAGCAGAUCAUAUGCAGGGCAGGGAACGAGAAUGGCGUUACUGUCAUUAAAUCUCAGCUAAAUUCAACAGAUUUUAAGUACAGGAGUACGGUGAAAAGUAGUCAGAGCCAAUCCUUCAGUAAAUGUCACACGGACCCUCAUAGGAGAAAGAUUGCAGGAAAUACUUCAGACAUUAUAGUCUAUUCCUGGACAGUGAAUAAUGGCCUGAUCCAGAGCUCCCCCACACUGAUUCAUCUCACUGGCUUUGAACAGCUAUUCUCGUGCAUAGCUGAGAACGAGCAGGGUGGCAGCGUCAGCAGGUACCAACUCUGUUCCACUGGUACAUCUCCGAAUGUUCUCACAUGUAAUUAUUGGAAACAGCUUACUCCAUCACAAAGUCAACUCGGGUAUUCAUCUGCAUCUUUUUUCCACCCAGCACAACAAACCAAAGCUAUAUACAAUGAUUCACUGAAUCAAUCAUUAAAUCCAGUGUUGAUAUUUUUCGAUCAACCUGUUGAGACAUCUUGCUCCACAUCUCUGGGGCAGGAAGAAGAAAAGAGACCAGUUGCCAUUCCCACAGCCAAUUUGACUCAGCACCCAUUGGACACGGAGACUCUCCAUACUCCCUUCGCAAGCGUCUGCCUCUCUUUUGCCAGUUUACAACCAAAUCAGACAUCAGCAACAGCAGAAGCCAAUGCGCUGCGCAUUGCCACAGAAAACUGUCAAGAAGAGAACAUCGACUGUUUUCAGGAAGAGGAUAGAUAUAGUCCUUAG